AUGAUGCCUUCUUCAUCAAACAAAUGUGCAUCACAGCUGUAUUCUGCUUUAAAAUUGCCUUCCUAUAACAAAGCCACGGCUCUGACCAGUGCCAAGGCCACGGCCACGGCCACAGCCACGGCCACGGCCACGCCGCCUGCCUCAGCCCCGACUCCCCCCACCACGGGGGCGGCCCCUCGGAGGCCGCUGACCCUGGCUGAGGUGGAGCCCGGCAGCGAGAACGAGAGGUUGGGGGUGGCCCGGGACAGCAUGUUGUGCAACCCCCGCAUCCUCAAGGCAGAACUGGGGAAGCCCCAGAGAAACUGCUACACCCUGCCAGGCACUGAUUUUGCAUAUGGGUUGUACACCAAGAGGACAGAUGGAGGAGUCCCUGAAGCAAUAGGCCACUGGAACACUGUAAAGCCCAGCACUCAUUCAGUUCGAGAGAUGCCCCGAGACUACAUUGCCAUGAACCGUGGUGCUCUGAAGGCUGGUUAUACCACAGCCCGUGAAUAUAAUUUGUACUACAAGGCAAAGGACAUUCGGUGCAAGGAUGAUGAACACAGUCGCUUCAUGAAGUGUCCUCCUCAAUUACCUGCAGACAUGACUUACGGCAUCAAAACACAGUCUUGCACUCCCUUUUUUGACCUCCUCCACCACAGAUACCAGGAGCUGUGGAUGGAGCAGCAGAGAGCCCUGACAACAGCCAAGCGAAUGGAAAAGAAAAAGAAAGAGAAAGUGCGUGAAACUCGCACCACAUUCCUGCGGAAAAACCCAAUACCUCCAAAGGAGGAGUCCUUCUGGCACCUGCCCAGCUUGGAGAAGGUCAAGCCUCAUCUCAGUACUCUUCCAGACCGUGAGGCUCGUCAAAAGGCAUUCAGUGCCACCCACUGAGGAGUGUCUGUGGGACAUGGGCUGCAAAAGAACCAC
Melopsittacus undulatus (budgerigar) is the source of this 909-nucleotide messenger RNA. RefSeq names its product cilia and flagella associated protein 77 (gene CFAP77). The coding region runs from base 1 to 873 and encodes 290 amino acids. Lineage: Eukaryota; Metazoa; Chordata; Aves; Psittaciformes; Psittaculidae. The transcript is spliced from 7 exons. The record is from RefSeq and is a predicted model, not a curated record.